GUUUGGCAGGUGUCGCGCCAGAGAGCUACCUGUACAAGGUGUGAUUAGUUCCGCCGAAAACACGCAACAGGAACUACGAGGAAGUCAUUUUAAACGAAAUUGGACUAACUGCAAAAACAAGGCUGUCUGUACAAACAGGCUGUCUGACAAUGGCCAGAGCGUGGCUUGGUGACUGCGGGUGAGUAACCCCAUACCGUCAAACCUGCCCUCUGAGAUGAGGAAGGCCGCAAAAAUCCUGCGGGAUUUCACCCAGAUUUCCAACCGCAACGGACCGGACAAGCUCAUCCCAGCCCAUGUGAUCGCCAAGGCGGAGGGUUUGGCCAUUAUUUCGGUCAUCAAGGCGGGGUUCAUGAUCACGGCUCGAGGGGGCAGCGGCAUCGUCAUCGCACGACUACCUGAUGGGCGAUGGUCUGCUCCUUCAGCUAUGGGCAUCGCAGGUCUUGGUGGCGGGUUCGAGAUCGGAGUUGAGGUGUCAGAUCUGAUCGUCAUCCUGAACUACAGGCGUGCCAUCGAAGCCUUCGCCAAGGGGGGAAACCUGACGCUGGGGGGGAACUGCACUGUGGCUGUGGGGCCUAUGGGCCGGAACAUCGAGGCAGACGUGGCUUUGCGCAGCACGGCUGCCGUGUUUACGUACUGUCGAUCUCGCGGGCUGUUCGCCGGCGUCUCUCUGGAAGGAUCCUGUCUCAUCGAGCGCCGGGAAACAAACAGGAAGUUUUACUCCCAGGAUAUCCGGCCGCUGGCCAUCCUGAGUGGGGAGGUGGAGCCCCCUCCAGCGGCCCAGGAGCUGUACUCUAUCCUGGACGACUACACAGAGAAGUACACCACCGAGUGGCAGAGCAAGAACCUGCGCCAGUCCACCAAGAGUGUUCGUCCUCCGAGGCCCAGGCCCCCGUCUCAGCGCCCCGCCCCCACCCCGAGCCCCGCCCUCAACAACACCUAUAGCCCCGCCCCCAGCUCCACCUAUAGCCCCGCCCCCAGCUCCACCUAUAUCCCCACACCCAUCGUGGGCCCCGCCCCCACCCAGUGGGCUGAAGAUGUGAAACCAUCUCUCUACCCCAGCGUGUCUGCCUUCCAAACUGAGAGUGCAGCCCCCAGCAGAGGGGCGGGCGGCCCCCCCGUGGUCGUCACGGCGAUGCACGCCUUCGCCGGCCAGCAGCCCGGAGACCUGAGCUUCAGCGUGGGCGACAAGAUCACCGUGACGACCAAGACGGAGUCGCAGUACGACUGGUGGGAGGGCCAGCUGCACGGCCGCGUCGGGAUCUUCCCCGCCAACUUUGUGUCCUUCAGCUGAUCCUGGAUCAGCCCCAACCCCUGCCCCAAGCCAGUCUGCUUCUACACUAAUCUCCCUUCAGCUGAUCCUGGAUCAGGCCCAACCCCUGCCCCAAGCCAGUCUGCUUCUACACUAAUCUCCCUUCAGCUGAUCCUGGAUCAGCCCCAACCCCUGCCCCAAACAGCCUGCUUCUACACUAAUCUCCCUUCAGCUGAUCCUGGAUCAGUCAGUGCCCUCACCAGUAUGCUCACUUUUGGGACUGAACUGGGAGUCUUAACUCCAGCUUUCCUGUGUAACAGAUUCUUGUGCCAAACCUGGUUUCCACUGUUAGGUGUAUUUCUCUGCUGGUGAUAAAUGUUCUAUAGGUGCUCCAAGAAUAUUCUUAACACCUAUAGGACGACAAACUCUUUACUACGUUUAUUUUACGGAUUUUCUUGUGGAUCAAUAUGUGUUUCUUAUUAAUUGUAUUUAUGUUUCACGUUUGUCUUUUGAAGUUUUAGUUCAAAUGAGUUCAGCACUUUAAGAUUUCGUUAAAAAAAAAAAAAAAUUCAGUCACACUCCUUAAUGCCAUUGUGUGGUACAGUCCAUAGUCCCAGCGUAAAGCUAAUGUUAGCUGCAGUUGCAUUAUGUUACAUUACUGUUAUUUAGCUGAUGCUAUUAUCCAAAGUUAGAUUCCACACACUGCUUAGUUAGAUUAGACUAAGCAGGGGCCAGUUCCCUGGAGCAAUGAAGGGUUAAGGGCCUUGCUCAAGGGCCUACAGCUGGACUGAUCUUAUUGUGGCUACCCUGGGGUUUGAACCACCAACCUUCUGGGUCCCAGUCAACCAACUCCGCUACGAGGCUAUAGGCUACACCAUUAGCCAGUUACUCAUAGCUAAUGGUGUUUGCUGAUGCUAGCUGCAGUUGCUCAUGGAUUGGCUCAUUGUAAGCACAGUUACUGGGCAGUGCAGACGCGCUCCAUGCUGUUUCUGAGGGGGUCCUUCUUACAGGCUGAUGGGCGUCAUCUUCACCGUUCAGAUGGGAUCGUACCUCAGUUUACCUCAAAUAAUAAUCAUAUCAUUUUUAUACAGGAAAAUCUGUGUUUGAAACGGACACUGCAGUGGGCAAAAUGCCCUGAUUGUAUAAAUGCUGUUAUUUAAAUGUUGGAGCACCGGGUGUGUGUCAGAUGAGGAGGGGGCGGGGGUGGAAGUUGUGUUUAUCUGCACGUGCAGAUUGUGGUGUUGGUGAAUGAGGUCACACGUUCAUGGUGAAUGUUACGGAAUACGAGUUUAUGGUGGAAUGUACCGUACUAUUUGGUCAGUUUCUUAUUUGGUUUUGCUUUUUUGUUGUAAUUUGUCUUUAUGAUGGGCUCCUGUGGUCCUGUGUGCUCUCACUCCCUGUGAAAUAAGUGCUACAAACACAUCGCAAAAUUGACAUGAUUUUAAAAACAAAAACAUUUGCUAAUUUAAAAAAAAAAAUUGUAAUUGGAUUAUAUAUUAAUAAGAGAUUAUUAUGAUUUGUAAAUGUAAAAUCCAUGUGUUAAAGCUUCUAAUAAAGACCGUUUUUUGUGCAA
Molecule: messenger RNA, 2822 nt
Organism: Conger conger (European conger)
Lineage: Eukaryota; Metazoa; Chordata; Actinopteri; Anguilliformes; Congridae
Gene: sh3yl1
Product: SH3 and SYLF domain containing 1
Exons: 11
Coding region: 215-1291 (358 amino acids)
Cellular component (GO): ruffle membrane
Molecular function (GO): protein binding; phosphatidylinositol binding
Source: RefSeq, a predicted model, not a curated record